Vanessa tameamea is the source of this 3597-nucleotide messenger RNA. RefSeq names its product kelch-like protein 5. The transcript has 11 exons. The coding region runs from base 114 to 1985 and encodes 623 amino acids. NCBI's taxonomy places the organism in Eukaryota, Metazoa, Arthropoda, Insecta, Lepidoptera, Nymphalidae. The record is from RefSeq and is a predicted model, not a curated record. Gene Ontology annotation, molecular function: protein binding.
ACGAACACUGACAAGCCUUUGUUUUCAUCUCCAAGGUUGUUAGUUGGAGCUUAGUUCGGUGUAUUUAAAGUUAAUAAAGCGGUCGCAAUAUCGUCAAUCAUAAUUUUUUUAAAAUGUCGACUUGUGAGUCUCAGAAAACAGAAGCGUCUAAAGACAAUGUUUCGACUAAUUCUGUCGAUGAAGGUUUGCCUAGAGAAUUAAGCCAACUGAGCCUUUCUAGUGCAUCAAAUCCAGAUGAAUUCCAUUGUAAUAAAGGACAUUCCGAAACGACAAUGAAAAAUAUUUAUGGAUACUAUCAGUCACAAAAGCUUUGUGAUGUUGCGUUAAUAGCUGGGGGUUGCAGGAUUCCAGCACACAAAGUUGUGUUAGCUUCUUGCAGUGAGUACUUUGCAGCCAUGUUUACAGGCUCCCUAAGAGAGGCUCAGUCAUCAGAAAUAACUCUAGAACGAGUUGAUUCACAAGCACUUAGAUCACUUGUUCAUUAUUGCUAUACAGGCAUUAUAGAGUUAAGUGAGGAAACAGUAGAGAUCCUCCUGUCAACAGCAAGCUUACUCCAAUUACAUUCAGUUACAAAGGCUUGUUGUGAUUUCCUUGAAAAGCAGCUGGAUCCUUGCAACUGUUUAGGAAUUGCUUUCUUUGCUGAACAACAAUCUUGUAUGGGAUUGCACAAAAGUGCUUUGGAGUAUACAUACCAACAUUUCAUGCAGGUUGUUAAGCACCAAGAGUUCCUUAGCUUGCAAUCUGAACAACUAUCUAAUUUACUAAAGUCAGAUGAUCUCAAUGUAGUAACAGAAGAAAAUGUUUUUGAAAGCCUAAUGGCUUGGGUACAACAUGACCAUGAAAAUAGACAAGGCCAUCUACCAACAUUAUUAAAGUUAAUAAAAUUGCCUCUUCUAUCAUCAGAGUAUUUGAUUGAUAAAGUUGAACAUGCAUGUGGUGAAGUACCCGAAUGCCAACCACUAAUAAUGGAGGCCGUUAAGUGGCAUUUAUUGCCAGAGAGGCGAUCAAUGCUAUUCUCUCAUAGAACAAGACCCCGGACAUCGACCAUUGGAAGACUUCUUGCUAUAGGUGGAAUGGACGGCUACAAGACCGUGUUUUAUCUUCAAUCAACUCAAGCAACGUCCAAACCUGGCGCAAGUAACAUGGAGAUGUAUGACCCGAGGACGAAUUCUUGGACACCAUUUAUGAGAAUGGGGGCUCGACGGCUGCAGUUUGGUGUAGCAGUUAUGCAAAACAAACUCGUUGUUGUCGGAGGAAGAGAUGGACUUAAAACUCUUAAUACGGUGGAGUGCUUCGAUCUGACGUCAUUGAGCUGGAGUACGUUAGCACCGAUGAACACGCAUCGCCACGGACUGGGAGUCGCCGUGCUCGGGGACGGACCCAACUGCCCCAUCUACGCCGUAGGGGGACACGACGGAUGGAUUUACCUUAAUUCUGUGGAGAGGUGGGACGCGUGCUCGCGCUCGUGGACCAUCGUGUGCCCGAUGGCGGGCGCGCGCAGCACGUGCGGCGUGGCGGCGCUACGCGGGCGGCUCUACGCCGUGGGGGGGCGCGACGGCGGUGCCUGCCUGCGCUCCGUCGAAUGCUACGACCCCGCCACCAACCACUGGACCAACUGCGCGCCCAUGACGCGUCGGCGCGGCGGCGUCAGCGUGUGCGCGGCGGGCGGCUUUCUGUACGCGCUGGGCGGGCACGAGGCGCCGGCCAAUACGGUGGGAGGGCGGCUGGCCUGCGUGGAGCGCUACGACCCCGUCACGGACACGUGGAUCCUGCUGGCGCGACUGUCCUACGGCCGGGACGCCAUCGGCUCAUGUCUGCUGGGCGACAGGAUCGUCGCCGUCGGCGGGUACGACGGCGUGCAGUACCUGUGCGUGGUGGAGGUGUACGACGCGGAGGCCAACUGCUGGCGCAAGCUGGCCCCGCUGAGCACGGGGCGCGCGGGCGCCGCCGUCGUGGCCGUGCCGCCGCCCCGCAACCUGUUCUGAUACUCGCACCACCAGCUGGUCGUCUACGUCGUCGGCUGAGCCGCCAGGUGAGGCGAGCCGGGCUCGCUCGCGUCCAUACAUGUCAGACUUGCCCGUCGAUGUGCUCGUUGUGUUCUAGAAUUUUCUAUAGAAAACUUUUGAAAUGUACAUCUCCGUUUCUCAGUCGUUGAUCACUUGACGUAUCGAUUAUCGGUCAUUUUCAUACAUUUUUCAAUAAUAUAAAAAUAAAUUCGUCAAUCGGUUGUCAGGUCCGCUGGUUAACAUUCGCCCGUUCGAAAGCGAAGACGUAUUCUAUAAUUAAUUUGAGAAUGUAUAUCUAGUUCCUAGUAUUUUGGUAACUAAAAUAACAUCGUAAAAUGUUUUUGAAAUAAGAAGUUGAGAUAUUUUUGUCUUCUAUAUUCGAUUGGGAAAUUGUUAAUCACGCUCCUGAACCACUGACGUACCCCUGAAGGGUAUAACUCUAUAUAUUCUCCUAGAAAGUAUAUUUUAAGGUGUUCAUUACAUGUAAAAACUGCACGACUGCAUUUAGAUGUAUUUUAAUACUGUAAUCUUUACUCUAUUGUAUAGAUAAAGUAGACCUCCGUUAUUCAACAGAGAUCUUACAAAGCAUUUUUAGCUUAUUAAAUUUGAUGUACUACAGAAUAUCUUUGAAGAGCUCUUUGAAGAGGAUUACCUACCUUGUAAACCUUUAAAGUAUCUAGAAAACUGUGCCGACAUAUCGAACACGUGACGAUAUAACAAGUUGUAACAUGUUCAUGUUUAUAAAUAUUCUCCGUAAAUACCCUUGCUUUGCUGAUAUCAGAUAUUUAGGGGGGCAAGGGCCGGUUUACCUAAGGGUCUACUGUAUGGGUAAGAAUAGAGAUUGAAAUCUGGAGAGUGAAUAGUUUUAUAUUUUCGUGAAAUGUAUAAUUAAUCAUCACUAUUUUCGAGUAUAGAUUUAAGUUAUUUUUCUGCACAUUUUACACGUGAACGCGUAGGUAACGCGCCAGAUCUUCACCUCAUUGUAAUUUCUAUUACGGAUGGUCUUUUUUGACGAUUUUCUAGUAUUAGAUAGAUAAAAAAUUGAAAUUUAUUCAUUGCAAAUGAGUAUUUUUCUAUGCAUUUGAAUUUCCUGGAUGUUCAGAAGGUACAACAGACACCGAACGGUUUUAUUUGAAACUUGCACAAUAUCAUAAUUUACUUAAACCAAUAGAAAAUUAUUGUUCCAUUACAGUGCUUUCAUAUACCUAUUAUAAAAGUUAAUUUGAAAACUUAAUAAUUGUAAUAUUGCAUAUAGGGUUCCGAAGUAUCAACUCUCAACAAUUAUUUCCAUUUUAAUUGAGGUAUGUUUACUUAUAUAUAACAAUUGAUAAAUUAAAUAACACGUUAAAUGUUAAGUAACUAAUAUUGCAAGCAAAACAUUAUCUUUUACAGGAUAUUUUAUUACAUCCGCGUUGACCUAGUUUGUUGUAGGCUUACUAAUGAAAUGAUCAUUUGAUAUUUGAGUUCAAUCUCUGUACGGAUCGAAUAAAUGUUAUUGUUUUUUUUCUCUCAAUAAAUUCUCUGUAAAAUCCCAGAGUUUAGAAAUUAGACAUCACAUAACUGGCUGUCGUAAUCUAUAUAUAUAUAUAUA